AUGGAGGGAUUCACUUCUUUCCAGCCGGUUGCGGUUAUUGUACAUUUAUCAUUUUUCAUUUUGGGUUGCAUUUCAAUCGAAAUCUUCUUAGCUAUACGAGAACGCAAUGCCUCAACUAUGCAAAGAGCGGAUUCCGCUCUCCAAGAUGCAUUAGAGAGUGCUAGGAACCGAUUUAUCAAUCGGUCUUCACUGAUUUCCAUGAAACGGUUGGGAACCCUGGUUUUUGGUUUGGGGUGUAUGUCAAGCUUUGGAUUUAUCUUUGAUACUUGCCUUCUAAACUUUGUGGACUCUGAAGCCGAUCGUAAGUUUGUUACAUUCAUUUGGGACUGCGAUGUAAUUUUGGCAGCCUCUCUUUUGUACAUCAUCGUACCAUCUGGGUUGUUUCAUAAGUAUAUAAAACUUAAACCAGAGUAUAAAUUUAGGCAAAGAUUUCUCAGGUUUUUUCUAUUUGUUGGCUCUUGGAUAGUUUUUGGUCUGAUACUUGGGAAGGUGAUGCUGCUUGAAGCAUUCUCAAGGAGUAAAAAUGAGACAAAGAGCUUUGCUUUACUUUCUAUAUUAUAUACAUUUUGCUUUGGACUUGCCUUUAUAAGUAUACUGAUGGGAUUUUCUGCUGUGUACCUGAUAUACAUCGUUUAUGCGAUACACAGAGAUGCUUCUUACAUAAAACAACUUGAAGACCUAAUUUCUGAUUCCAAAAAAGUUUUGAGGGAUUUGAAGAUGUUUGUUAAAGAUGCAAAUUUUUCAGACGAUGAGAGUUGCAGCGAAGAAGUGUUGAUGGAUGAGAUGUAUAGAACCACCGAUUAUUAUGAUAGGGCCGUUCAGCUUAGAAUGAAUAACACACAGAGAAAAUAUGGACGUACGUCCUCUAUACUCUCAAAGUUUCCUAGAUUAUCUAGGAUAAUUAAUAAAGUAACGGGUUCACAGGAUGGCGAUCAAUAUGGUGAUUACAAGAAUAUGAUCAAUGAUAUAAAGAAUGAGAUUAGAUAUUUACGAAUUCUAAAAAUGGAAAAGGAAUCUACUUCUAAUAAGAAGGGAAGACUCUAUCUCUAUCUAAGAUAUCUAGAAGCAACUGUCUCAGUUAUUAACUGUUGUAUCAGUUCUAGGCGUGCGCUUAUUGUUUUGUUUGGUAGUGUAACUAUAAGUUCAGAAGUUCAAAAUGCAGAUGUGCUGGCUAGUACAUAUUAUUAUUUUAUGGGAAAGGAUGUAGCAGCUGAAAUAUUGCAUGUGGAUUCUCCUACUCCAGUGCUCGAUGCGGUAAUAUCUGGAGUAAAUCUCAUAUUUAUCGUAAAUAUAAUAGCUUCAAGUUUUGGUUAUUUCUUAGAUUUUGGGAAGAUACUACUGAAUACAAAGUAUCUGCAGAAGAGGAAGUUGCUGUCUGACAACUCUUUGGGUCUGGCUUUGACAAGUUUUUGUAUACUUUCAUUUCCAUCGCAAUUUUGUUUGCUUAUCCCGUUUUUGCCACAUCAUUUCAAGAAGUUUUUAUUGGAAUUAUUCUUUGGUGGUAGUGCUCGUGUAUGGGCUGGACUUCGAUAUUGUUUUGACACACUCGUAUUUUUUUCUUCAGUUUUCACCUUUUUUGGUGUAUUGUUCCUGAGGUACAGUAGAAAGAUCAAGAAUAAUGUUUAUUGUAAUGUAUAA
Messenger RNA from Theileria equi strain WA, 1638 nucleotides. RefSeq lists its product as hypothetical. The coding region runs from base 1 to 1638 and encodes 545 amino acids. NCBI's taxonomy places the organism in Eukaryota, Apicomplexa, Aconoidasida, Piroplasmida, Theileriidae. The record is from RefSeq and is a predicted model, not a curated record. The transcript has a single exon.